GUUUUUAAUAAAAUAAUUUCGUAUUUUUUUGAACACGGUUCAUUGAUCGCGUGCCUUUGCAUGUCCAUUCAUCGUAAUCUUUACGAAUAGUUUGAGUUAGGACAUGAAUCUUCGUCGUCUUUUCCAAGAUUUUAAUCCAAGGUAAUUAUGAAUAAAAAGCCCUUCAUGUGUAAGAGAAAUGUUUGUUGGAUAUCAAACAUUCGUGAUCAAUUUUCCUCUCAUUAUUUUCUUCCAGUAAAUUUCUACUGUUCUUUACACUCUUCAUCUUUUCGAUCUUGCUCGCGUUGCGUUUGGAUGGAACUAUCACGUGGAGUUACUGGGCGGUUUUCACUCCUGUUUGGAUUUGGAAAAUCAUGGUUUUAUCAGGUGCUUUCACUGGAAUUUACAUUUGGAUUCGACACCCGGAGUACAGGUAAUAAAUUUAAAUAAGUUUUGGUUACUCAUGGGACUUAAAAGAGUUAAAAAUCAACGCUUCUUAGGUUUGCUAUCAUUUCAUUCAUUCUCGUGAUCUUGCUGACUGAUUUAGCAGAAUUACUGAAAGGAGAAAUUAGAUGCUGGUCACUCUAAGGGUUUGAAGUGUUAAGCCAACAAGAAUUUCUUUCAGCUGAAUAUCAUAACAUUAAUCUCCUUUCCAUCUUCGCAGAGGUGAAGGAGAUAGUCAUGUGGAUUUCAAGGCAAUGAUUAUCUGUCUUGCUUUGCAUCUUCUCUUGCUGAUGUUUGAGAUAUUUGUAUGCAUUAAUCUUGGUGGUGGUCAAAUGUUUCCGUGGAGACUCAUGUUUAUGCCUUUGUACGUGCUAUCAUCAUUGUCAAUCAUCGCUUGUAUCUGGGGAUUCAGACAUGACAGAUCAGUAGAGGUUUGUAAUCAUAAGAUAAGCCAAUUAUCAAGAGUGGUGUCCAUUAAUGGUCAAGAGACACUUUGUGUGUGGUUUUAAUACCUCAAUACUAAUCAAUCACAGAUGAGAUGAGUUACUCGCAAACAGCUUCUUUCUUUUUGAAAGCAAUAAAGAUUUAUUGGGGGGUUAAUACCUGUUGUAAAAGGUGACAUUUUGAGCAUCAACUUUCAUCAGAGCAAUUUGUUCCAGGGAAAGGCCAAUGUUCUAAAUUUCACCUUCUCAUAUUGGUGACAGCUUUUUAUCAAACUUUAUCUGUUCUCAAAGGUAAGGUCUAAAGUUCAAAAUGUCAGCUUUAGAAACUCUUUACAGUGGGCAAUGAACCCUUUAACUCCCAAGAUCUCAUGAGUAAUUCUCCUUACUGUCUGCAAUAUAGUUCUUGUGAUAUUAGUUUAAAGAAUUUGGUAUUGGAUCAACUAAUAAUCCCCAAAUUAAGGUUUCCUUCUUUAUUCUCAUCACUUGUCUGCUUACCAUUGUAUUUAUAUUGUAAGGAGAAAUUCUGCCUUGGUCACUUGUGGGAGUUAAAGGGUUAACAUCAUCAACUCUGUUGAUAAUUAACCAAGUUAUCUUGGGAUACCCACACUGACACAGCACCUUGAUUUUUUUUUUUUAACUUACUAGGACUGAUAAUCUGUUGUUUUUGGUUCUGUUGGUUCUGGUGUGGCUUGAACUGAAUGAUUUUCUUUUCCCUUCUUUUAUGCAGCUUGAAACAGUGUUCUCAGUAAAUGUUCUGCAGUUUAUCUUCCUUUCCCUACGCCUGGACAGAGUUAUCCUAUGGUCUUGGGUGGUGAGUGUGAAUUGACUUCUAAGUGGUAUGGAAAUUUCAAGAGUCAGAGUUUUCAUCAACAGAUUGGCAAUUUUCUUUUGUAUUUUCAGGGAAAAAUUUUUUUGCAGUUUGAGAGGACUAAGAUUUCUGCUGUGAACCAACUUUUGCAAUUUUCUUAACUUCUAGCAACACAUCAUUAACAAGAAAAGAAACCAAAGAUUCUCAAAUUUUCUAAACAUAACCUGGUAUAAAGAAUUUGUUUUGCAAUCAAGAGAUUUUCUUGUUUGUGAUCAUUUCCUUUAUUCUUAUAUCUUAAUGUGUGAUUCAGGAGUGAAAUUGUAAGGAGAAAUUAGAAGCUGGUCACUCUUUAAGGUUGAAAGGGUUAAGGAAUUGCCAAGAGUGACAUUAAGUAUGCUAAGAGGAUUCGUGUUUUGAUUUAUUUUGCAGGUUGUGUUUGUUCCUAUGUGGAUAGUACUGUCCUUACUUUGUCUUCUAGUGUUGUAUUAUGUUAUAUGGUCUAUAAUAUUUGUCAGGACAGCAGAAGUUCUUCCAGCACAGCGUCGAGGCCACGUCAUGGUGGCUGUAGCUUCUGUUCUCCUUGUCAUUCCACUUCUAACAUUUCAGGUAUGUUGUUUUACAGGGUAGCCACCCAACUCAUAACAUGAGUAAGGAGGAUUUGCCUUAACCCUUUAUACACUGUUAUCAGUAAAGGUUUCCUCCAUACUGUUCCCCAUACAUUCCCUAAGGUGCUGACAAGGAGAAUUUGUGUGACAAUCAACAACUUCUUCUGCUGCUGAUAAUUUUCCUUUAUUCUCAUAACUUUACUGCAUGAUUCAGGGGUGAUAUUGUGAAGAGAAAUUAGAUGUUAGUCACUCUUUGGGGUAAGAGGGUUAAGGGGAUGCGAGUGGCAGCUGGUAUGUUAGAAUUAGACCAUUCAUUAUGGAGACCAAAAAAAGGCCAUUUCUAAACUUGUCACAUACAGGUUCUUCCGUUUCCAAAGGGAAACAAACUUUUACAUGUCUCUGUAAAUAGUUUCCAUUUUCUCUUUAUUUCUCUCAAGAAAUCCAAUUUUUAAUGCAGUUGAGAAUCUCAGAAAAUGGUUUUAUGAAAAUAUUGUUUGUAAAGAGAGUUAGAUGUGGAUUUUGUAAUUUUGCUUCAGAUCAUCCUCUGUAACAGACUUGAUGGCAUUACACAAGACAUGUUUGUUGGAGUCAUUGCUCCCCUUCAAAUCUCUCUUCUGAGUCUACUUGCCACUUCCUUUUAUCACAAAGGAGGCAACCACUGUAAGUUGGUUCAACUAAUCAAAAGACUCAGGGGAAAUCUCUGAGUGUGUGGUUUUGGGGUCUCAUCAUUGUGGUUUUCCUUUGACUCUUUUGCUCCCAGGUUUGGCAUUUGAUAACCCUUUCACUCCCAAGAUCUCAUAAUAAUUCUCCUUUCUUUCUACCAUACAUUCUUAUGCUUUUAGUUAGGAGAAUUUGGUGGUGGAUCAACUAAUAAUCCCCUAUUUUAUAUUUUUCUUUAUUCCCAUCACUUUUCUGCUUGAUAUUGUUUUGAUAUUGUGAGGAGAGAUUCUGUCUUGGUCUUUCAUGGGAGCUCAAGGGUGAAAUAAAUUAGUUUAAAUACCUGUCAGUCAGAUAAGUAAAGAUAGUCAAGAAGGUAAUCAUCUCUCUUUUCUUGAGACUUUCAACUAUGUUGGAGACAAAAAUUUUACUUUGAUUCAAGGGACAAUGACACAGAGAAAUGUAUUUUAAAUUCACACAUAAGUCAGAAGUUUGUUUAAGAAUUAUCAUUUUUUUUCAUUUUUGUAGGGUGGUUUGGAAUGCGAAAGGACUUUUGUGAGUUUCUCCUUGGGACUUGUCCCUUUCUACAGGAGUAUGGGAACAUUUCUUGCAAAUUUUCUGAAAGUGUUUUCUCAAGAGCACCUAGGGAAGAGACUUCUAUUGAACCACAGCGGAAACCAGUGGUUCACGAGUACUCAGUUAAAUGUGUAGUACCAGUUGUAUCCAUUGAAAUGCCAGACUGAUGCUGUAGUGGUCAAGAAUGUUAACUUUGUGGCCACCUGUCAUUCACAGGCAAUGGAAGGAAAAGAGCCAAACAAAAGCAAGAAUAAGUCAGAUCAGAACUGUCACAGUGAAAUCAUACACAUCAGCUUCCAAAUAAAUCUGCAGUACCAGUUACAUUUUGGUGCCGGUAGGGCUGAGAACCCAAUCAGUGGUGUGUUUGAUGGAUUGGUAAUGAAUUUUACACGCUGUUCAACACUGUUGAUGCAAGAAGCUAAAUGAUACAUGCUUUUUGACUGCCUCUUACUUCAAUAUUUCAGAUUACAGAUGCAUAGAAGAUGACAUUAUUAACAAAAUUUUUCAUUGUUAUAAAUAAACAAAUAGAUCCUAUGUAUUUGUGGAUCUGUUCAGUAGAAGAACACAGUAAACGUCAAAUGAUGGAAGGAACAUCAGUGACAAGCUCCGCUUCUGCACCUCGUGUGCCACUUUUUUGUUCUCACCAUAUUUUGACCCCUUCCAUGAUCAUUGGGACCCUGCUUUUUGGCUUCACAAAUAUAAAACAUAGGCAAGAGUUGUUUUUUUGGCUGGGUGGGUUGAGAUGGGACAGUUUGUGUACUUAAUGGUUUCAUUUUUGUCACUGAAAAAGAGCAUGGCUUUCAAAAAACUAAAAUAUUGCAGAAAGACAGAAAAACCCUAAUUUAUCUGAACUCACACAGAUAUUAUGUGAUCUAUUAUCUUUAUUUUCUAAAUACUUCCAAG
Pocillopora meandrina is the source of this 4415-nucleotide messenger RNA. NCBI's taxonomy places the organism in Eukaryota, Metazoa, Cnidaria, Anthozoa, Scleractinia, Pocilloporidae. The record is from the annotation of a GenBank genome assembly.